Molecule: messenger RNA, 1224 nt
Organism: Paracoccidioides brasiliensis Pb18
Exons: 4
Coding region: 1-1224 (407 amino acids)
Biological process (GO): actin cortical patch localization; actin filament bundle assembly
Cellular component (GO): actin cortical patch
Molecular function (GO): actin filament binding; phosphatidylinositol binding
Source: RefSeq, a predicted model, not a curated record
AUGCCUCUGGGAAUGAACAACCCGCUACCCUCCUCGAUGAGGAGCGAAUGCAGGAAGGCUGGAAAAAUCCUCGCUUCGUUUGUUGAUCCUAGACAAUCUUUUGGUCCAGAUAAAAUCAUCCCCCCUCAGAUACUGGCAAAUGCAAAGGGUCUUGCGGUUCUUACUGUAUUGAAAGCUGGCUUUCUUGGCUCGGCGCGGUUUGGCUCAGGCAUUGUGGUUGCUCGCUUAGCAGAUAAUUCGUGGUCAGCACCGUCAGCAAUCGCGACGGCCGGAGCUGGUUUUGGUGGACAGAUCGGGUUUGAAUUGACGGAUUUUGUUUUUAUCUUAAACGACUACAAUGCUGUGCGGACAUUUUCACAAGCGGGCAGCAUAACAUUAGGAGGUAAUGUCUCGAUCGCAGCUGGACCCAUCGGACGCAAUGCGGAAGCUGCUGGAGCCGCCAGCAUGAAGGGGGUCGCAGGUAUUUUCUCGUAUUCCAAAACGAAAGGUCUUUUUGCUGGUGUGAGUCUGGAGGGGAGUGUACUGGUAGAGCGAAAGGACGCGAAUGAGCGGCUGUAUAACGCCAAAGUCUCGGCCCGCCAGCUGCUUGAAGGGUUGAUCCGCCCACCACCUGCUGCCGAACCUCUGAUGUGCGUUCUCCAGUCACGGGCAUUCACUGGUAAACCCACAUCCGUCAAUGAUACAAUGUAUAAUGAUAUCCCCAUAUACGAUGAUCAACACGACCAGGUGGUCUGGGAGGGGAGGGGAGGGGAGGUGCUGGGAGAAGGUGCGAGGCGGGACCGCAUAGGAUCCCUCAACUUCCGAGAUGACUACCAAUACCAGGACCGACCAAGACGUGCCAACAAAUGGGCCGACAAUGUUUAUGACCGCCAGCCGUCCGGUGGCGGCAUCAACCGGUCCUACACCACCAGAGCCAAUCCAAACGAAACAUUUGAUCGUUAUGAUACCAAAGGCGAUGACAAAUAUUCGUAUAGUGAUAGAAAACCGUCUCGUCCCACAGCGCCCAAGCCCGUUUUUGCGCCGAAACCUGAUACGUCAUCUCUUAGUAAAGACCAAGCCGUUGCGCUGUACACCUUUAACGCUGACCAGGAAGGCGAUUUGGGAUUUAAAAAGGGUGAAAUCAUCACGAUAUUGAAACGGACGGACAAAAAAGAGGACUGGUGGACUGGUCGGAUAGGCCAUAGAACGGGGAUAUUCCCUAGUAACUACGUUGAUGCCGCAUGA